Molecule: messenger RNA, 862 nt
Organism: Priapulus caudatus
Lineage: Eukaryota; Metazoa; Priapulida; Priapulimorpha; Priapulimorphida; Priapulidae
Product: neuroendocrine convertase 1-like
Exons: 3
Coding region: 332-862 (176 amino acids)
Source: RefSeq, a predicted model, not a curated record
AAGCGGAUAAUGCGGACACAGAUUUUAGAUCCUGGUCAUUCAUCUGUGUAUGUUUAUAUGUUCGUUCCUCUCAUUUGGUUUUACGUGCAUAUCCGCCUUUACUGAGUACACCCACUCUAGGAUACCUAUAUCGUGCUAGGCCAGUUAAAUUACAUUAGGUUUUCAAGUCGAGUUAACCCAGCCGCGAGUUGUAAACGUGGUUCAAAUUAUCAAUAACAUGACCAGCUGACUUGUAAGUUGUAUGUUGUGUAAAUUAGACGCGUCAGCGUAACCCCUCCCCCCCCCUACUCACUGGCCACCUUUUCAGGCUUUUGCAUUUUGGCACACAGACAUGUUGUCGAUGCACAGAAUAACUGCCUCUCGAGUUCAUAGUGGUGGUGAUGAGAGCUGUAAAACUACUGCUAACAGACCGUCAUUAAUGACAAAGUCAACGACGUGGUGCUACACAGGUGCCACUGUUGGUAGCAAGAGCCUGAGCUUCUUCAAAAUAGCAAUAGCUGUGAUAUGCCUCAGUUGUGCCAUAUCCACCGUACAUGCAAAAGGAGGAGAAGGCGACUCGCCGCAUCAUGACGGCGAGCUAACUUAUCAGAAUCAGUGGGCCGUAGAAUUGCACGGCUGUGGCGAGGGUGGAGCAGGAUCGUGUGAUGCGGUCGCUAACGAAAUCGCGCUCAAGCAUGGCUUCGUCAAUAGAGGACAGGUUGGAAGUUUGGAGAAGUUCUACCUGUUUGAACAUGAGCAUGUGCAUAAGCGAUCGUUGGAACAUUCAGGUCACAUGCACACCCACCUGGUAAAGGAGCCACAGGUCACAUGUCUCAACUACAGCGACUUUAUUGGCUCUGCAUAUUUCGAUGAAUAUUACUAA